Molecule: messenger RNA, 1396 nt
Organism: Dinoponera quadriceps
Lineage: Eukaryota; Metazoa; Arthropoda; Insecta; Hymenoptera; Formicidae
Exons: 4
Coding region: 344-961 (205 amino acids)
Biological process (GO): N-glycan processing
Cellular component (GO): glucosidase II complex
Molecular function (GO): protein binding
Source: RefSeq, a predicted model, not a curated record
UGUGCUCGACGAAGGACGAAUUUACCGGUGCGUGUCGUCAAGAUCUCUCGCGUUUCCGAGUAACUGGACGACGCGACUCUUGCACGACUCUGCGUCGCCUCAAAAGCUCUCGUCGAGUCAGUGGCGGCGAGGUUCACCGACUACGACGAAUACUCGAUUUGGGGAGCAGAGGAUGAAGACUAGGCUCAGAGCGUGCGUUCAACGUUGAUUACAUGUGAUGAGCGUAGUGUAAAUGUUUGCACUAUGAUCGACUCGCCUUGGAUGGACACCGACAGAAGGAGACACACCGGGAACAUUCAGGAAAGAAUCGCGACCGGUAGUCAGCCGGCCGACAGAGGCAGAUAUGAGGACUGAGGUGUCAUGGAAACGGCGACUCCUGCGAAAGAGGCUGAAAUACAUGGUGGUGUGCGUCCUCGUGGUCGCCGUGAUAUUCGUGAUGCACCAGCUGUUCUACUUCAAGGAACUGAAUCGCGCUACCGUGGGCAAAUUGAUCGCCGGCUCGCUGAAGGACCCUCAUCGCGUGGCCGUUGGCAGCAAGGAAGCUUCCAAGUGGCAACAGCCGCAGCAUUCCAAGCUGAUACGCGACAAGACCGGCCGCACCGUGUCGUUGCGCGGCUCGCGUGACCAGGAUGUCACCAGGUACCUUCCCAACGCCAACGGCAAGUUCGCGUGCUUCGCCGAGAAGACGGAAAUCGACUUCACCAGAAUCAACGACGACUACUGCGACUGUCCGGCCGACGGCAGCGACGAGCCAGGCACCAACGCAUGCAACAAAGGUUUCUUCCACUGCGAGAAGAGCUCGAAGCAGUCAGCAGUGAAGGUACCAUCAUUCAAAGUCAACGAUGGAUUUUGCGAUUGUUGCGACGGUUCUGACGAGUGGGUCGAAGCACCAGUGUUGUAUAAACUCAGUGAAACAGGAGGCGUAACUUUUCACGGGAUAAAAUGUCCAACAAGAUGUUAGCGAGAAAAGUGUGAGUGCCAUAAUUUUACAUCGGAGAGAAAGUGCUGUCCUUCCUUUUUAUGUCGCAGUUUCGUGGAUUCGCAAUGUUGCGAUACAACCAAAUAUGAGCGAUAACGUGUUAUCGGUUUGAUUAGCAAACUAAUUAUUUUUUGCCUCUUUUUUUCUUAUCAUAAGAGAACAAUGCUUAUAUAACGUAUGCGUUAUAGAUAACUAAAAGUGAAACGAAAUAUUGGAUAUACGUUAACAAGACAUGCCUCAUUUUUCUAGACAACACAAAUCUGUUCCAGACUAGUAUACAGAGGAUUCUUUGUCAAGUACAUCUCGAAAAAUAAUGUAAUAAUGUACGCAUGUAAAAGUAGUCUUUUUUUGCUAGUAAUAUCAUUUAUAUCUGGUAACAUAUCGAUUUGUUAUGCAUUAGUUAGAUAUUCCUCACAA